AUGACGGCCGUGACCCGGAGUCAUACUCGCGGAAACCCCAGCCAGAGUGAUCCGAUGGGACCAUUGGAGUAUCAAGCGGAAAGGUGGAGACGAGUCAAGGCGCACCAAGAUGAGGAUCACCGUCUGUUAAACCUCAAGAAAUUCUUGCGAGGUGAAGUGGAUAGUUUCUCUCGCGCGCAGAUACGUCGCCUUUCGAAGGAAGCUGACCUAUUCGUGUUGGACAGUCGAGACGUGUUGGUCCGCCUGAAUCACUCCGCUCAGGGUAGACCCAGAGAUCAGACGGAUAUGCUACGAUUGGCAGUUCCGGAGACGUUACGCCAGGCCAUAUUGCACUACGCUCAUGAGGAUUUCCAAGGGGGUCAUCAGGGCAUAACACGUACGCAUGAGAAACUCCGGACAGACUUCUAUUGGUAUGGAACGUAUGCGGACGUAGAAGCGUUCGUCAAAGAAUGUGUAGACUGUGCUAGCGGAAAGGGGCACCCCCCUAACCAGGGGCCCUCCCCCGGGUACGUUGACACCCAUUUGAGAUUGUCUCUAUGGAUUUCGUCACUCAUUUACCGGAGUUAUGCCAUGUGCAAGCCGAUGAGCUCGACCACUGCACAAGAAGUGGAUGAGGCGUAUGAAGAACGCGUUCUCCAGAGGUUUGGGGCGAGCUCCAUGAUCCGCCACGACCAGGAUCCAAGAUUUAUGGGCGAGGUGUUCAGAUGUUUCAGGGAAUUGCUGGGGAGCAAACAACGAGCCACCCUCGGCUACAGGCCCCAAUCAAAUGGCCAACAGGAACGAUCAGUCCAGACGGCAGAUCAGUCCGAUUGGGACGAUCACGCCGAACGCCUGAUGUUCGCGUUGAAUACAUCCUUUGACGCAACCCGUCUGGACACACCGUUUUACCUGGUACACGGAUGGGACGCCCAAGGGACAGUGUUAGGAAUGCUCGGACCGAAGCCAUCUGGUGUUGUCAAGCGAACAGCGUAUGAGUGGCGGAGGAAACUGCAGCGCGAUUACAGCUAUGCGCAAGCC
Phytophthora megakarya is the source of this 1017-nucleotide messenger RNA. The record is from the annotation of a GenBank genome assembly. NCBI's taxonomy places the organism in Eukaryota, Oomycota, Peronosporomycetes, Peronosporales, Peronosporaceae.